AUGUGUUCCACACAUCCUGCGCAGGACAUCACAGUCAUAUUCGAUGACGAAGCUGCCACAGAAAUCAGAACACAUUCUGUUCUUCUGAUGUUGGCUUCUCCAGUCUUCCACAAGAUGUUUACGCAGGAGAUGAAGGAGAAGCAAAGUCAUCGAAUCGAAUUGCCUGGCAAAAGCCCAGAGGAGUUCAAAGUUCUACUGGAUUUUCUCGAGCCCGGAACCGGUCGGCUGCAGAAGAUUUCGGAUGCGAACGUGGGCUUUCUAUCACGUUGGUCAGAUGAAUAUUGCAUGGAGAGUUUGCAUACAGAAUGCAUUGACUUCAUAAAGGAACAGCCAGCAACAGUUCCUCGCGUGGUCCUAGCUCAUUGUUUAGGUCUCCAUGACUAUGCGACGAGUUGUAUUGAUCAUCUGCUGCGCUCUGGCCAAACGGACUGGAAGGACUGCUAUGACUAUCCGGAGCUGGUUCAGAGGGUGCUUGAGCGCACUUUCGUAAACGUGAAAAGAUGGCACCCUGUCUCACCACCACCGCAACCGCAACCGUCGUAUUGGAGGUCUCAAUGAACACUCUUUUUGCAGGAGAGACAUGUAAAGGAUUCGAAAGCUUCAGGAUUUUGAACAGUUUCAGACUGUUUUGCGGCUGGAACGCUGUGCGUUCGACUGAAAGGCCCGGGGUGGCUUCAAUCCGCAGCUCGUGCAGUUGGAACCUUUGCGGCCAAAAAGUCGUGGAAAAGUUGGGACUUGUAAGAAACCUGGAGCAAGAGAGGACCUAUCAGAAUACGCUAGAAAUCAUUAGAACACCUUAGUAACAUGGCAAAGCCAAACAUACCGAACCCCCCAAUGUUUCCAGAUAUGGCAUAUGGGUGGUGUAAAGCAUCCCAGAUAGCUGGUCCCGUUGAGGAUGCCACCGGAGCUGGAUUUCAACAAGUUGUACCACCUUGAAUGGCAAUUUUCC
Messenger RNA from Cladocopium goreaui, 949 nucleotides. The record is from the annotation of a GenBank genome assembly. Lineage: Eukaryota; Dinophyceae; Suessiales; Symbiodiniaceae.